GCCCGCGCCUUUCUGCAGCUGAUCAACGGCCGCCUUGAUUCCCAAACUGUCCGCAGCAACAAGCAGAAGGAUCGCAGGCGGGCGGCGUGGCCAAUCCUGGCGCGCGUGCAGAGAGCCACCCAAGACAUCCCUAUUCUGCGCGCUGCGCGCCCCGAUUUUGUGUGACUCCGUCGCACCUGACCUGACCUGGCCUGCGGCGGGCUGUCAUUUGAUGCGGCAUGCACACGUGCAAGGGUUCUACAUAUAUGUCGUCGGUCCGCAGUAGCACGAUUCGGCUCCACCAAUUCUUUUGCGCGUCUCAUUAGAUCGUCCGGCCCCCCAUCAGAUAAUGAUAAGAUCUUUCUGGGCGGAGGCAUACUUCGCACCGUAGCCAUGCCCAACUACGGCACCCUCCUCCCCUCCUCAGGACCGCAAACAACUAAUGGUGGUGGCGACGACGACGUGGAACAGGCUGCUGCCUCGGCCGCUCACACUCCGAGCUCCUCCGUCAUCGCUCCCUCGUACAAGCGAGAGCAGCAGAACAGCGACAUCCACGCCCAGUCCGAGGCCGACAGACGAUCCAUCAUGUCCGAACGCAGUCACGAAUCCGGACAGGCUGGUGUCAAGCGCCUGGAGGCCAUCUCGACGACAUGGUCCAAACUAGGCCUGUACAUGGCCUACCUGGGCGUGGCACUGCUGGCGUAUGCGACGUCAUUAGAGGGCCAAACAACCACGAACCUUACCAUCUACGCAACGAGCGCCUUCAAGUCACAUUCGAUGGUCUCCACGGUGCUGGUCAUCCAGGGAGUCGUGUUGUCUGUCGUCAAACCUCCUAUGGCCAAAGUCGCCGAUGUCUUCGGCCGGUUCGAAGCAUUCACGCUAUCCAUUCUUUUCUACAUUGCAGGCUUCAUCCAGCAAGCAGCUUCCGACACCGUUGUGACAUAUGCAGCGGCACAAAUAUUCUAUUCAGCAGGACAGACUGGACUCCAGAUCUUGAUUCAAGUAUUCAUCGCCGACACGAGUGACCUGGUCAACCGAGCGUUGUGCUCCACGAUCCCAGACAUCCCUUUCUUAGUCAACGUCUGGUUGGGUCCAGCAAUCGCAGAAGCGGUAUUGAAGAAUCUCAACUGGCGAUGGGGCUACGGCAUAUGGACGAUUGUCCUGCCAGUGGCAUUCUUGCCGCUCGCACUCGCGUUGAUUGUGAAUCAGCGAAAAGCCGCCCUACGAGGCAUCUUACCUGAAUCACCGUUUCAAGGCGAGUCUGCGUGGGAGGUCGUCAAAACGCUCUGGUUCGAGAUGGACUUCUUUGGCCUGUUCCUCAUCUGCGUCGCUUUCACCCUCAUAUUGAUUCCCUUGACCCUCGCGUCGAAGGCUGGCUGGAGCAAUCCAAAUUUGGUCACCAUGCUCGUGGUCGGUGCCGCAUGCCUGAUAGCUAUUCCCUUCUGGGAGCGCAACAAGACGCUUGCUCCUCAUGCUUUCUUUCCCCGAUCGUUUUGGAAAAACCGCACCCUCCUAUGUGGACUUGGACUGUCCUUUUUCUACUUCAUGGCAUUCUAUCUCUCAGUCUAUCCUUAUUUCCAGUCAUACCUAUUGGUCGUCCAGGAUCUUCCUCUUGCCAAAGCUGGCCGAAUUGUACAGACCUUCACAUUCACAUCGACCGUAACGGCCAUAAUCGUUUCGAUCUCCAUCAAGUACACCAAGUCCUAUAAGAAAUUUAUGGUCGCGGGCACCAUCUUGUAUGCUAUCGGUUUGGCCUUGAUGAUCCGAUACAGGACGGAAGAAUCAACACCAGCCAUGAUCGUUGGUACGCAGAUCUUCCUUGGUGUGGGUGGCAGUCUGACCCACGUACCUGCACAGCUUGGCGUGCAGGCGUCAGCCAGUCACUCGGAAGUGGCUGCAGCAACUGCGCUGUUCUUGACUUUCUUGGAAAUCGGAGGAGCUGUCGGGAGCGGGAUAUCCGGCGCCAUCUGGACGUCGAAUGUUCCGAAGAAGUUGGCACUUUAUCUGCCACCGGAGACCAAGGACAUGGCUGAUGAGAUUUACGGAAACAUCACGCUCGCAUCACGAGGUUGGCCCAUGGGCAGCCCAACGCGAGACGCGAUCAACCUUGCUUAUCAGGAGACGAUGACGAAGAUACUGACUGUUGCGGUGUUCGUGGCGCUACCGUGCAUCGUUUUGGCCUUCAUGAUGCACGACUACAAGCUCGAUGAAAUUGAUCAGGGAGUCAAGGGCGUUGUCAUUGGCGCCACACAAGACGGCACCGAAUAUGGCGGCGAGGAGUUCGCAGGACCGUCAACGACCAGGCUGAUGCGUACAUCCGGCGAGUAUGAGGAAGCAGACGACGACGACGACGGCUCAGAGGAGUCACAGAACUCAAGAACCAGGCUCAUAAGAAAAUCAUCAUGAGAUUUUCGCGGAUAGAUAGAUGACGAUGCAUUUGUUGGGACUUAGAAGGCGUGAUCGGAUGUGGAGCACGGUAGACGAUGCUGUUGAAAUUGGCUGCAUCUUGCAUACUGGUUGCACUGCAAGCGAGCAUUUGGCAUUUUUUGGGCACUCGGGACAGCAUAGAGGCAAGGAAAGGCGUUCUUCGGCGAUUAGGGGAUGACUGAAUGGGCGCAAAACCACUAGCGAAGUGUUCUAGAUACCCUAUCACAGUGAUGUUCCGACCUAAGUGCGACAGAUCAUUGUUUCACGUUCGCUCUUUUCUGCUGCCCCGGCCCUGUU
Messenger RNA from Cercospora beticola, 2703 nucleotides. RefSeq lists its product as uncharacterized. Gene Ontology annotation, biological process: transmembrane transport. Lineage: Eukaryota; Fungi; Ascomycota; Dothideomycetes; Mycosphaerellales; Mycosphaerellaceae. Gene Ontology annotation, cellular component: plasma membrane. Gene Ontology annotation, molecular function: siderophore-iron transmembrane transporter activity. The record is from RefSeq and is a predicted model, not a curated record.